GCCGACAAAAUCCUCUGGAGUCACAGUCACCCAUCCUCAUCCUAAAGCACAUGCACACACGGAUACACAUGGAAAAACAGCAACGCAUAGUCAUCCAGGUGUGCAUGGGAAAGCUGCUACGCAUGGCUUACGUCGGAAAUCUGAUGCUCACGAGCCACAAGCGGAUACUCACGGCAAAGUUGAGCAUACAGGUAUGUUUGUGUCAGUUCCCAACGGAACACUUUCUCAUUCACAGCAAAAGCGUUGAUCGGUAAAAACUCCUUGACGAAUCUGCGCCAACUUCAGUCUAAAGUGGCACCCUAACUUAGGCUCGUUUUAUAUCGUCACAUAGAUAAUUGCUACGUCUACUUAUCUUGUAAGUUUCAGAAUUUCAGGUUGUUCCUAACUGGAGUUGCAAGUCUGAAACAGUUUUGCAAAUUCAUGGGUAAAUCUUUCUAGGAUAAUUCGCCCACUCAUUCGGUUCGUAUAGCAGGAUUCUAUGUUUGUACUCAGCACCCUCAAAGUCGAGGCUAUUUGAGCAAACAAACCUGUACAAGACGAGAUCAUAGUUCUCAUGUCAUUGGGAGUUUAUGUGAAUCGCGAUUAGCACGACACCUACCGAUAGAUUUAUUUUUUGCUUGCAAGUUUUUGACAGAAGAGAUCGAGAUUAAAUGUACGUAAAAUACAUUUGGAUUUGAUUGGAAAUGUCAAGGAGGAAAAAGUAAGCUUUAUCCCACUUCUAAGUCGUUUUUCUAAGCCUCUGACACUCCAUCGAUCGAUCUUGAAAAGUUUAAGUAUCUCUUCACUUUUUUAAGUUUGACUUAUUGAUCAGGGAUAAGAGUUCAAUUCACCUAGACGGAA
Molecule: messenger RNA, 840 nt
Organism: Didymodactylos carnosus
Lineage: Eukaryota; Metazoa; Rotifera; Eurotatoria; Philodinida; Philodinidae
Source: the annotation of a GenBank genome assembly